GUGAGAUUUUUUUGAAUAGGGAAGAUGGCAGCCGUGGCGGUGGUGGAGUUUCAGAGAGCUCAGUCUCUCAUCAGCACAGACAGAAACGCUUCUAUUGACAUUUUACAUUCAAUAGUGAGACGAGAUGUCCAGGAAGAUGAUGAAGAGGCGGUUCGUGUCAAGGAGCAGAGCAUCCUGGAGUUGGGCACUCUCCUGGCGAAGACGGGACAAGCUGCAGAGCUUGGUGGCCUGCUGAAAUUUGUAAGGCCUUUCCUGAUCUCCAUAAGCAAGGCAAAGGCAGCACGGUUGGUGCGCUCUCUCCUGGAUCUAUUUCUGGACAUGGAGGCUGCCACAGGCCAGGAGGUUGAGCUGUGCCUGGAAUGCAUCGAAUGGGCUAAAGCUGAGAAAAGAACCUUCCUCAGACAAGCCCUAGAGGCUCGACUCAUUUCACUCUACUUUGACACAAAGAGAUAUCAGGAAGCCCUUCAUUUGGGUUCCCAAUUGCUACAGGAGCUGAAGAAGAUGGAUGAUAAAGCUCUGCUGGUGGAGGUUCAGCUGCUGGAGAGUAAAACCUUCCACGCUCUCAGCAACCUUCCCAAAGCCAGGGCUGCCCUCACCUCAGCCAGAACCACCGCCAAUGCCAUUUACUGUCCCCCAAAGCUCCAAGCGGCUCUUGAUAUGCAGUCAGGUAUCAUCCAUGCAGCUGAGGAGAAAGAUUGGAAAACUGCCUACUCUUACUUCUUUGAGGCUUUUGAGGGCUACGACUCCAUCGACAGUCCCAGGGCAGUCACUGCACUGAAAUACAUGCUCCUCUGCAAGAUCAUGCUCAGCUCGCCAGAGGAGGUACAGGCCUUGAUCAGUGGCAAACUGGCUCUGCGAUAUGCAGGGCGACAGACCGAUGCACUGAGAUGUAUAGCACAAGCCAGCAAGAACAGAUCAUUAGCAGAUUUUGAAAAGGCCCUGACAGAGUACACUAAAGAGCUGAGGGAUGACCCCAUCAUCAACACACAUUUGGCCAAGCUUUAUGACAAUUUGCUGGAACAGAAUAACGUGAACGUCUGA
Sinocyclocheilus grahami is the source of this 1041-nucleotide messenger RNA. RefSeq names its product 26S proteasome non-ATPase regulatory subunit 11B-like. The record is from RefSeq and is a predicted model, not a curated record. The coding region runs from base 25 to 1041 and encodes 338 amino acids. Gene Ontology annotation, molecular function: protein binding. Lineage: Eukaryota; Metazoa; Chordata; Actinopteri; Cypriniformes; Cyprinidae. The transcript is spliced from 10 exons.